Molecule: messenger RNA, 168 nt
Organism: Pyricularia grisea
Lineage: Eukaryota; Fungi; Ascomycota; Sordariomycetes; Magnaporthales; Pyriculariaceae
Exons: 1
Coding region: 1-168 (55 amino acids)
Source: RefSeq, a predicted model, not a curated record
AUGGAUCCCUUGAGAAGUUGUGCCUACGCAGACCCAAGCAAGACACCCUGGUCAAUUGGAUGGUUGAUGGCGCCUGCAAAUCUGGCCCAGCCAUCACCGGGAGCUCCACAAUUGAUGAUGAGCAACGAACUGGCUGCUGAAGAUCGUAAGACGAUUAUUUCCCGUUGA